ACGUUGUGUGUGAGUGGAGCGCGUGUCAAAUGAGUGCGCAGGUAGGUCAGGGACGGCUGGUAUGGGUGAGCUGUUUAUAAGCCACAGACUUUUGCAAACUAUACUUCUUUGGCUGUUGCAGGAAUAACACGGUUUGCUAACAAUGCCAGUUCGUUCCAUUUACCACGUUAGCAUUAAAGUGUGUAUUUGUUUCGGCCGUAACGUUAGCGUUACUCGCCGCUUUUGCUAGCAUAUAUCUCAAUAACGUUAGCCAUGUCGAGUCAUAACCUUCCACCGGUACGGCAUUUACCUCACUGGACUCGAGUCGGGACUCUCGGGAAGUCUUGCUCUCCGCCGCAUUUACCGGCGAUCCACCAGCAACAGCUGCGCGUCCCGCCGCCGGCGAGCAGAGGGGCGACCCGGGCAGCAGAGGUGACCUGUCGCGGCGACGUGGACCCCCGCGUCGCGUCCAUGCAGAAGAAUAUCCAGUUCCUUCAGCAACAACACACGGGCACCCUCCAGAAGCUCCACGCAGAGAUCGAGUAUCUCAGGAGGGAGAAUAAAGAGUUGCAGUACAAGCUGAUAAUGGAGCCUCCAAAGUCAAGUAGAAAAGGGAUGACAUACAGUCGGAGAGGCAAUAGACCACCCACUCAGGGAAGUGAAGCUCGUACGGGCCUCUACCUGGAGGAGCCGCUGCAGGACACACGAACCGCACAUGACCAAGCACUAAGCAGCAAAGAUGGCAGCGAUAGUCUGUGCUCUUCCCGUCAGGACUACGGGCCGGACGUGAAAGGGGGCCUCAUCACCUCAUUGCAGCCGCUACGCAUCCACAGCAACCCCUCCCACCCACCGCGUGCUCCCACGCUACAGGAGUGUGAGGUCAUCAUCCGCCAGCUCUACAAUGCUAACAGUUUACAGUCUCAGGAAAUUAUUCGUGUGAAGGCGUUGCUGAGAGAUAUCGUUUUGAGCAAGAAAAUCACCCCAGAAAACUACAUUCUCACCAAGGCCUACCUUGUUGAUGGUACCCGCAAAUCUUCUGAAGACAAUAAACUUCCAAAGCUUGGUGUUCAAACAUAUCCGGAGAAAACGUUUGGACCCUCUCGGUCUGCGGUGGUCCUCCCGGCCCUCAAACAGAGCCUUAGCUCCAGCAUGGCAGAGAGGCAGAGGAGGACGCGCGCUGUGCAGAGGGACCGCUUCAAAAGGACGGUGCAUUGACAGGAUGAAAAAAAUAAUCUAAUCAACUGUUAAAACAGCUAACUGUUGAGAAAGUCCAUCGGUGGACACAACCAAAGUAAAGCCUUUAAAAGCACAUGCAAUAAAUUAAAAAGGAAGGACUUGUUAGCCUUAUUUCUCCGACACUUUUUGUCUUGGUUUGUAUUCAUGUUGUAUGGAGCGUUGUCCCGCUUUAACUGGCCAGGACGUUACCACUCAUCCACUUGCAGUACAGCUUCACACAGCAAUACAAAACUCUUAAAUUGGACAAUAAAAGCACUGUACUGUUAUAUUUUUUUCAGAUUUCAACAACAAGGCAAUUCACCUUUUGGCAAUUGCGUGAACAUUUCUUAGUGAGUUGGUGCAUAGUCGUGAGAAAAUACCAGAUUCAAAAGAAAAGCUUCAUUUUAUAGCAUAAAUCCAAAUGUAGCUUUGUGUUAUUCUCAGCGUACUCAACUCAACACAAGUUAUUUUACAUGAACAAAUUAGAAGGAAUGAGCUGUAAAGCUCUACAUUAAGCGAACCUAAAGCCGCAUCUCACAAGGCCAGUUGUCCUAUGUUUAAUUAAGUAAAUAACCGUGUGUGCAAACACUAGAUGGUGGUGUUUCUGAAGAACGUCCCAUGAGCGUAAAAUCAAAGACUAAAUAUGUUUGGCCACUUACACUAAUAGCUUACCUCAUUUCCAAACUGAUUGAUAUUCAUUACUACAGAAAGGCAAUUCUGUACAUGAUUACCCAAAGAAUCCAUACCGAAUGCAUGAAGGUUCAUGUUCAAUUGAAUGGUUUAACCCCCAUGCUUGUGAGAGGUCAACAGUAUGCAGCCCUCACUAUUAGCCCUCUUUCACUUUUGUUUCUGUGGAGGAAGAGGCCCUGUUUGUGUGGGUCCCUCCUAUUAUUUGCAUCACUGUGUUGUGGUGGGAAUUGGCAGGCGUGAGCCAUUAAGGCCCAGUGGGUGCGAAUCUAUUAACAUUCACACAGCGCUGCAGUGAUGAGAGCUGCUCCGGACCAGCUGCAGCCUCGUGAUGCAUGCUCACUGAAAACAGAGGUAACCAGAGGAACAGAGCUACAGCUUUAUAUAUUUUACUUUCAUUAAUUUGCAGAAGUUGACCCGCCACAUUGGACAGCUUGUGCUCAAUCCCAGUUUUCCAACAUACUCUUUGGUAUUGUAUCCCUCUUUAUACGCACUCCAUUUAAAUUCACACUCUCCCUUCCAGCGCAUUGUGCGGUGGGUUGCGGAGUUCCAAAUCAAUUUGGCACAGUUCUGUGCCAGAUGAUACUUAUGAGUUUAAAAUGAGAGGAAGUUACAGAACAAGGGGAAAUUAAAAAAGGGAAACGUGUAAAAGUGUUUACGGGUUGUGGCGCGUUGACUGAGCAAAUAUAUUGUACCUCAGACAUAUGAGCCACUCUUGAGGCUAAGCUACUAAAUAAUAGUAGUAUAAUAGGGUAUCAAUCAUAAAUAGUGACUUGCAGCAGUAUAAUCGUUUAAUAGGACAGUCAGGCAGCCGAGGAACCCCUCAAUGACAAUUGAGGUGCCCAAUGUGAUUGGGUGGGAAACUGUUGGCGGCCACGCAAUUAUCAUCACACCGUUAUUUGUAGGGAAGUUAAAAUUGUAAACACAUAUUUAAGUAAAAUGCAACUAUUUACGCCACUAAAUUUUAAAUUAGUGUUAUUACUUAGUUUGCACUAUAAGAUUUUAGAAUUAGAAAAACAAAGAAAGGUUGAAAUAAUUACCCCCACAGUCAACGUCAACAGCAAAAUGCUACUUGCACAUAAUGCUUCAGCAUUAACAGUUCAAUACUCAAACAUUAAAAAGUAAGACUCAUAGGAGCCACUUGACUGCAUGGACCGAGGUUCCUAAUCUGCUGCUACUUGUUGUGUUUUUAAAUGCAGGACUUUCACUUUAUGUAUUUUUCUUCUGUAGUAUUGCUACUUUCACCUAUGGUUUAUUUUGACUGAGAUCUACAGGAUAUGAAUGUAGAACAUAAUGUGGGAUGUAAUUGUUUGUGUUGUGUUUGUGUUGAAAGAAGUUGCACCAUGAUAAUAUUAAAUAAAUAUUGAAUUUAUUGUAAUUUAUGAUUUAAUGAGUGAGCUAACAAAGUGAAACACAUUACGCCUGUAGGGAUGUGCUGCUCUAAUAAAAACACCCGCAAU
Molecule: messenger RNA, 3341 nt
Organism: Pungitius pungitius (ninespine stickleback)
Lineage: Eukaryota; Metazoa; Chordata; Actinopteri; Perciformes; Gasterosteidae
Gene: ccdc74a
Exons: 7
Coding region: 253-1194 (313 amino acids)
Source: RefSeq, a predicted model, not a curated record